Drosophila ananassae is the source of this 1267-nucleotide messenger RNA. RefSeq lists its product as uncharacterized. The record is from RefSeq and is a predicted model, not a curated record. The transcript has 3 exons. The coding region runs from base 274 to 1059 and encodes 261 amino acids. Lineage: Eukaryota; Metazoa; Arthropoda; Insecta; Diptera; Drosophilidae.
AGAGCACCCACCUGCCCCUGCCGGAGGAGGAAGAGCUCUCACCUGCCCCUGCCGGAGGAGGCGCACCCACCUGGCCCUGCUGAGGAGGCACACCCUUUGCCACUGCUGGCGAAGGAGCACACACCUGGCCCUGCUGGAGGAGGCACACCCAUCUGCGCCUGCUGGAGGAAGAGCAUCCACCUGCCCCUGCCGGAGGAGGCGCACCCCUGCCCCUGCUGGAGGAAAAGCAACCACCUAGCCCUGCCGGAGGAGGCGCACCCCCUGCCCCUGCUAAUGGAAGCGCACCCAUCUGGCCCUGACUGCUGGAGAUCCGGAAUUGGAGGAAGGAGAAAGAGCACCUACCUCGCCAUGGCCCUGCUGGAGGAGACGCACCCACCCACCUGGCCCUGCUGGAGGACACGCACCCACCCACCUGGCCCUGCUGGCCCACCUUGCCCUGCUGGAGGAGGCGCACCCACCUUACACUGCAGGAGGAGGCGGCGCACCCACCUGGCCCUGGCUGCUGGAGGAAGAGCACCCACCUGCCCCUGCCGGAGGAGGAAGAGCUCUCACCUGCCCCUGCCGGAGGAGGCGCACCCACCUGGCCCUGCUGAGGAGGCACACCCUUUGCCACUGCUGGCGAAGGAGCACACACCUGGCCCUGCUGGAGGAGGCACACCCAUCUGCGCCUGCUGGAGGAAGAGCAUCCACCUGCCCCUGCCGGAGGAGGCGCACCCCUGCCCCUGCUGGAGGAAGAGCAACCACCUAGCCCUGCCGGAGGAGGCGCACCCCCUGCCCGUGCUAAUGGAAGCGCACCCAUCUGGCCCUGACUGCUGGAGAUCCGGAAUUGGAGGAAGGAGAAAGAGCACCUACCUCGCCAUGGCCCUGCUGGAGGAGACGCACUCACCCACCUGGCCCUGCUGGAGGACACGCACCCACCCACCUGGCCCUGCUGGCCCACCUUACCCUGCUGCGCACCCACCUUACCCUGCUGGAGGAGGCGCACCCACCUUACCCUGCUGGAGGAGGCGCACCCACCUGGCCCUGACUGCUGGAGGAGGCGCACCCACCUGGCCCUGACUGCUGGAGGAGGCGCACCCACCUGGCCCUGACUGCUGGAGGAGGCGCACCUACCUGGCCCUGACCCUGCUGGAGGUAAAGCGGUAAAAUUUUUUGUAUUUAAUUGUUUGUUUUUAUUUCAGAUCGGUUAAUUAUUCGCCACCUGUUCUGACUAGAGGUGGGGAACUAUCGAUAGUCGGCACCAUCGGUAGCGAGCGAUAGUUUUUCU